AUGUCCCCGGUGGCUUUCGAGUUGAACCACUGGAUCUCCAAGGUUCCCACCCCGGACCUAUAUGCUCUUUGUGUUGCCAUCCUUCUUGCGAUCUGGCUGACCUAUUGGCUCGGGCACCGAUGCUGUUGUUGGAUGCUCGGACAUCGUCACGUGAUCUCAUGGCGGCGCCUAAAUUCUCCUUCGCCAUGGAUCUUCCGAAAGGUGGAUAUCGACACGUAUCGGGAAGGUCUCGCAGUUGCCACUUUGUUUGCAGCUAAUGUCCUUGGGUUGAGUCUAUGGACGCACUCCUGGGCGGGAGCCCAACGAAGGGCCGGGUCUUUGGCCGUCAUUCACCUGAUACCCCUAUGCACCGGACUGACCUUUGGUCUCCCGGCGGAUAUUCUCCAUAUAGAUCGCCAGACUAUGGCAUGGAUGCACCGAUGGGUGGGCCGGCUUUGUGUGCUCCAUAGUCUGUUUCACGGGUCGCUUCUUUUUUCCAUUGCCAAAACUUCAGCCCUGAGGACAACCCGGCAUAUGGUUCCGUUCGUGGCGGUAUGUGCUAUGUUCCUCGUGGUGCCGUUGACUCAUGCCGUGGUUGUGCGAUCUCACAGGCAAUUUGCUCUGAAGUGUCACUAUCUCCUGGCGGCGAUCGCCGUCGGCGCCCUCGUCUAUCACCUGGUGGAGCGACAUUCCGUAUACCGCUGGUAUCUUCUGGGCGCCAUCUGUCUAUGGAUCGGCCUCACCGCAGUAGAGUGCACCAGGACCGUGCUGGCACACAAGCCGUGGAGAAACGGCCGGCACGAUAUGGUUGUGAGCUCUUUCAAUAACCUCCUGUGGCUUGAUGUCACGGUACCUGCCUCAUGGAACAUCCGACCAGGCCAGUAUGUGCAGCUGUGGAUGCCACGUGGCGGAUCUCGCCUCUGCCUGCAGCUUCCCCUCUUUUACGUUGCCUUCUGGGAGGAUGAAGGCACCCGACGCAUAUUGCGUUUAGUGAUCAGACCCCGUCGGGGCCAGGGCCUUGCUAAGAAACCUUUUCGAGAUAGAUUGAACACUCCGAUCGAAAAGCUGGUCAUUAUCCUAGGACCAUACGGACGGUCGGACAAUUUCUGCCAGUGUGGAACAAUUCUAUUCAUUGUGGAAGAUAUCGGAUUCUUCCGAAUACUUCCAUAUAUAGGAAUGUUAGUCCAAGCUAGUCUUGACCGGAGAGCUAUGGUACGGAAGUUGGUGGUUCUUUGGCAAGUCAAGGUCGAGGACUGGUGUUUCGCACAAUGGGCGGAUGACUUGGUACAAGACAUUCUCAGUCUGGACCGUGGAGGGUUCAAUAUCUUGCAGAUCAAUUUCUUUUGUCCAGACGGCAAACACCCCCUUUCUUCCAAACCAAGCGCCCGCAUGCACUUUUCUCAUUAUUCACGCAUAACGGAGAAGGAAGUCCUGCGACAUAGUAAUGACCAACGCGGAGACAUGGUGGUGGCUGUAUGUGCGGGUACACCACUGCGCAAGGUAGUGAGGAAAACCGUUCAGCCCCGGACUGGUGCUGGCUUGCGACUGGUGAAUUUCGACCUUGGGCCAUGUCAUGAAUGGGCACGCAAUGAUAAUACGCUCGGUGGCGCCGAGUCUACAGUCAACAACUUAACAGAAUUGAACUACGAGUUAUCCAGCAUGGGUACACCGUCCAAAGUAGCACCCUCGGUUCCAGAGAGUGGCCACCCUUGGCCCCGGAAUGAGCCGGUCAAGGAGCACCCCGAGAGCAACCACAACAAAUGGGUUAAAUCCAAGUUAGCCGAAGGACAGUAG
Messenger RNA from Penicillium alfredii, 1773 nucleotides. RefSeq names its product ferredoxin reductase family protein. The coding region runs from base 1 to 1773 and encodes 590 amino acids. Gene Ontology annotation, cellular component: plasma membrane. Gene Ontology annotation, biological process: copper ion import; iron ion transport; intracellular iron ion homeostasis. The transcript has 5 exons. The record is from RefSeq and is a predicted model, not a curated record. Lineage: Eukaryota; Fungi; Ascomycota; Eurotiomycetes; Eurotiales; Aspergillaceae. Gene Ontology annotation, molecular function: ferric-chelate reductase activity.